AUGGCCGACUCGCAAGGCAUACCCCCAAACAACAACACCCCCAACGAACCCCAACAACACUGUGCAGGCUGCAACAAACUAAUAACAGACGCCGACGGAGGGAACUUGAUCAAUUUCAGUGACGCUUACUUUCACUCCGGGUGUUUCAACUGUAAUAACUGUAGGACACCCAUCGACUAUGAGAAUAGUGUCGUGCUCGUCGGCGAGGACGGGAAGGCGAUAUGUGUAAACUGCUCGUACAAAUGCAAAGGAUGCGGCAACCCCAUCUUGGAAGAAGCGAUAACAACCGGCAACGACACAUACCACACGCACUGCUUCAACUGCUCCUCAUGCGCGCGCCCAAUUCAGGACUUGCGCUUCUUCCACAUCAAUGGGAGACUCCUAUGUCCGUCGUGUCACACUGAAACGAGGGCGAGCGCACGAAGCUCGGUGCAGUCGGUGGCGUCGCCCCGAGUGAAGGAUGCAGUUCAGACCCUGCCCGAUAAAGCCGCGCCUGCAAUAGCGUCGAAUAAUGCGACUGCGACUGCGAAUGCUGGACAGGGGUUGAAGAGAGACCCAUCGAACAACUCCUACGUGUCGGCACUAACCGAACAACCAGGAAUCAGCUCAAACGAGUACGUGAUGCAGCUAGAACAUGAGCUGGAGGAACGGAGUAGGCAGUUAUCUGCUUGUGAGACCACACUAGAUUACAUCAAGACAACCUCCCGCAAAGCCGUCGAAGAGUUCCACACACUCCAAUCCCUCCACACCGCCGAAGUACUCAAACGCCAACAACUCGAAUCCACCGUCGCGAAAUUGCAGGAGCAGUUGGACAACAUGGCCCGUGCUGACGCCGCCCGCGAGCGCGCGGAGGAGACAUUGGAGGCGUUAAACACGCAGAUUGAGGGGAUGCGGAGGGAGAGGGAGAGUUUGAGGGUGGCGAUUGAGGAGGAGGGGAGGAGGAGGGAUGAGUUGGAGAUGGACGUGGGACGGUUAGUGUUUGAAAAACACGCGGCGAAGGCGUCGGCGGGGGGUGGGGGGGAUGCCGACGACCUAACCCGCGAACUACAAGCCCUCCACACCCGCUUCACCAACACCCUCUCCACCCUGCACGCCGACCGCGCACACCUCCGCUCCGACAUCGCCACCCUCGAAUCCACCCGCGAACAUCUCACCGACGGUAUCUCCCACCUAACCGAAGAAAACACCGUCCUCACCGCCCGCCAAACCCGCAUCACGGGCGAACUGAUCGACUCGGCCGAGAUGCUCGAUAAAGUCGAGUCCCACGCCUCUCUCUUUUCUCCGAAUGCGGCGGCGGCGUUCCCGGAGAUGGAGGAGUUGAGAAAGACGGUGGAGGAGGGUGCGGAGGGUGCGGAUCGGGUCGGGAUGAUGGGGGCGCCGGUCAAGGCGGCACCCCUCCCACCCCCACGGAUUGCUCGGCCGAGAGGACCCAGGAAGGGGAGUGUGGAUAUCCUCUCCCACGCGGCGUAUUACCCCCCCGCUGCGGCGCCGGCGGGGGGGAUGAUGCAGCGGUCGGCGUCCGGGGAGCCCACCCCCACAAUCACCCCGCAUACCCAACAACAGCAGCAGCACAAGAAAGACAAAUGGACAAAGGAAUGGAAAACGAACUUGAAGGCUACGACGACCAAGUUGAAGAAAGCGAUGCCGCAGGCGGGAGGCAGCAGCAGCAGCAGUAGCACCAACAAGCCGCUGUCGGCCAGCGGCACCUUGGGGAGCACCGACCACCUUGAUUCACCCCCCGCCAGUUCGAGUAGCCCCGGCGGAUACGGGUUCCCCGGGUCGGCGAUGUUCAAGUUGGGGGCUAAGAAAGCCAGUUCGAAGAGCGAUGUCGAUCUCUCACGACCUACAGGCGGAUCGUUCACGUACCCCAGCGGAGCAGGCGGUGGACCGCAUGCGUUCCGAACCCAUGCGUAUCGGAGUCCGCGGAAAUGCGAUCUGUGUGAUGAGAAGCUUUGGGGGAAGGAGUUGCGGUGUGAGAGAUGCGGAUAUCACUGCCACCAGAAAUGCGUGCCGAGUAUCAUCCAGCACUGUCCCGCGGGGAGCGGGGGGGAUACCCACGCCGACGGCUCGACGCCGACGGCGGGCGAAGGCAAGGUGUUUGGCGUCGCCCUCACACGCACAGUCGAGGCCGAGGGCGGGGUGGUGCCGCGCGUGGUGGGGGAGUGUAUCGCCGCCGUUGAGAUGCGAGGCAUGACCUACGAAGGAAUCUACCGCAAGUCCGGCCCGUUGACGCAAACCAACAAGAUCAUCGCGUGCCUGGAUCGCGGGGACUACACCAUCCUCUCAUCCCCCGACUCGGCUGAGGACAGUGAGGUGGAUAUCGCGGCGGUGACGAGCGCGCUGAAACAGUAUUUCCGCGAGUUGCCGGAACCGUUGCUUGGGGCCGGGUUGUAUGGGGAGUGGGUUGGGGUUGUUAAACGGACGGAAGAUGAUGAGGAGCGGCUCAAGGCGUUCAUCGAGCUGUUGAAGAAGCUGCCGCCGGCGCAUCUGAGCACUUUGGCGUAUUUGAUCCUGCAUCUGCAUCGAAUCCAACUCCACGCCCCGGAAAACCUCAUGAACACAACCAACCUCGGCGUCGUGUUCGGGCCCUCCCUGCUCCGCCCGCCGCACGCCGAGACGCAGCUGGACUUUGCCGAGUCGGCCGCCAAGAACGCCGUCGUCGAGGUCCUGAUCCGGUUCGCGAGGCUGCUGUUUGAAGUGCCCCGCGAGCAACCCGAGCAAAGUGGAAGUGGGAUACACGAACUGCGAGGGAGGAGUGAUGCCGAGAUGGGGUCGGCGACGGAUUUGGCGGGGAAUGCACGGGAUGAGGAUAACGACGCUGGGGAAGACGCACACCCGUCGCGCCCGCACUCCCUGCACGAAACGACGUCUUCGUCCGUCGACUACGACGCGCUGACAACGGCUGCGGGGAGUGAGGAGGAUUUGGGAGGAGAACAAGUCGCAGGGGCGCCGAGGUUAAGUGUUGAGGUGGGGCCGAGUGGUGGGGUGGGUGCGGUGUGA
Messenger RNA from Fimicolochytrium jonesii, 3000 nucleotides. RefSeq lists its product as uncharacterized. The transcript is spliced from 12 exons. Gene Ontology annotation, cellular component: cytoplasm. Lineage: Eukaryota; Fungi; Chytridiomycota; Chytridiomycetes; Spizellomycetales; Powellomycetaceae. Bases 1 to 3000 code for a protein of 999 amino acids. The record is from RefSeq and is a predicted model, not a curated record. Gene Ontology annotation, biological process: signal transduction; regulation of GTPase activity.